This is a messenger RNA of Verticillium nonalfalfae, 738 nucleotides long. RefSeq lists its product as uncharacterized. The coding region runs from base 1 to 738 and encodes 245 amino acids. The record is from RefSeq and is a predicted model, not a curated record. NCBI's taxonomy places the organism in Eukaryota, Fungi, Ascomycota, Sordariomycetes, Glomerellales, Plectosphaerellaceae. The transcript has a single exon.
AUGGGCACUCCCGAAUUCGAUCGGUUCUUUGACCUUCCCCCUGAGAUUCGCGAGGAGAUCAUUUCCUACCUCACCACCGCCCCAGAUCUCAUACCCCUCAACCCUCUGACGCCUUGCACCCCCUUCCCUCACGAUCUCUUCCUCUCUCACCCCCUCCUCCAUGCGACGGCCUCGUUGCUCUACUACACCUCCAACACGUUCAUCCUGGACCUGACAGCCCACGCCCGCGCCGCCACCGAACGCGCCCUCGCCGACCCCUACCACAACAUCCUCCUGACCCCCUCCGCCCGCCGCCGCAUCCGCCACCUCACAUUCCGCCCCGCCCGCCUCGGCACAGCCUUCACGGCCCUCGUGCUGCCGGCCCUGACAGACAUGAUCCUCGCCGGCAGCCUCCGCCAUCUGACGGUCCUGAUGCCCGUCCGCCGGCACCGCGGCCCCGUAGCCCCGAACCGUCCCGCCCCGCCGCCGACGCAGACCGAGCGCGCCGAGGAUGCCGCCUUUGCGUCGUCGCCCGCCUUCCGCGCCCUGCUGCGCCUGCUCGCCGACCCGGACCUCGAGACGGCGCGGCUGACGGUCCUGGCCGCGCACAGGCCGCUGUGGUGCGCGUACCACGACGAGGGGGCCGCGUGCUGCUACGCCGGGCGCGGCCGCGGCGUGGCUGACGUGGACUGGCGGGCUCUGGCGGCCGAGUGCGCGGGCGAGGACCCGGAGCUGCACAUUGCACGGGUGGGGAGAUGA